Molecule: messenger RNA, 2107 nt
Organism: Physella acuta
Lineage: Eukaryota; Metazoa; Mollusca; Gastropoda; Physidae
Product: kelch-like protein 8
Molecular function (GO): protein binding
Source: RefSeq, a predicted model, not a curated record
GCGUCUAUGGGGUGUCAACAUUGUAAACAACCUUUGCUUCAAAUCUUGUAGUCUAUGAACUAAUAAUAAUUAUUUUAAAAAGAUAUCCAUUAAACAUGAACACACUUGAAAUACGUUCUGAGAUUGUGAAAUGCCUGGGGAUCAUGUGGACAGACAAAAUGUUUCUCGACUUUACAAUCAAGAUACAAAAUGACACAAUCACAUGUCAUAAGUUCGUUCUUGCUGCCUGCUCUGAAUUUUUCCAAGCGUUGUUUCGAUCAGGAAUGAGGGAGGUCACAGAAAACAGCGUUGUGUUAAAAGAUGUUUCCUAUGAAAUAUUUCAGUUGAUUCUGAAAACACUUUACACAGGUGUCAAUGUUUUAACGUUGGAUAAUUUCAUUCACGUUUGGAGGGCUGUGCACAUGUUGCAGAUUAGUUUUAUGGUAAAAAUGUGUGAAAGUUUUGCAGCUAAGUCUAUUACAAUGGAGAACUGGGAAAACAUUUACGUAACAUCUAAACUUUUUGGCUCAACUACUGUCCUAGAUAAGUUUCAUAGCUUCAUGUUAAGGAACUUUGAUCAAAUAAGUCUUUCAUCUACAUAUCUACAACUGACUUCCAAUGAAGUUCGUAAUUUGAUAAAAAGCCAGGAUCUUUGUGUCAGUAGUGAAGAUAUUGUGUUAGAAUCAGUGAUACGAUGGGUUGACUGCUAUGCUCCAAAUAAUGCUAACACAGAUAUUACAAACACAUACAUGAAAGUCGACAUAGAAACAGAUGGUAUUGAAUUGGAAAAAGUACCUUCAAAUAACUCGCUGAAUGUUGCAUUAACCGAGCAUGUAUCUAGAAAAGAUGAGCUGGCAGAUUUAUUAAGUCUGGUAAGGACAUAUCUAGUGAGUCCAGAGGUGUUAACUCGAGUUUAUCAACUUAAAAUGUGUUCUGAAAACAAAGACUCUAGAGAUAUAAUUGUCAGCGCUUUGUCGUACCAAGCCCAAUCUUCAAGAGACGGCCAGUGGCCAUCAGCGGCUGUGCACAGAUCUUGUAGUAGCUUUACACACGUUGGGGUUUAUGCAAGAAAAGAUGGACAGUUUAGAGCAAUACGUGCUAGCGAUAAUACUUGGUUCGACUUACCAACUUGUGAUGGUUUAAAAGACAGUAUUCAGCUAGUUACGUUUGACUCAGACUUAUACGCAAUAGGAAAACCUCUUAACAUGCCAAACACGCAAUAUAAUUUAUUUGUCUUUUCUGGAAACGGCUGGAGAAAAGUUUUUAAUCUGCCUGGUAACAAUUUGUUACUUGUUUCUCAUAGGCAGUUUAUUUACAUUUUAGACAAAAGUGAUAAUGUAAUAUAUCUUAUAAAUCCAAGAAGUUUGGAUUUUAAAAAAUUCAUGAAAAUUCCAUCUCAGUUAGAUGUAAAGCACGCAACUAGCUUUGAAAGCUCCAUUCUUAUUUUCUCCUCUGAAACUCAAAACAACAUUGAGAAUACAGUUGUUUACAAUUACGAGUUUCCGUCAGCCGUUUGUACCAAGCUAACCGAUUUGGAUGGACCAGCAGACCAGCUGACCACUUUCAAGAACGACAAACACAGCUACAUAUUACAGACAAAUGGCUCUCUGUGGGUUAUUUUGAAUGCAUCGUCAUUAAAAAGAAUUGAGAUAAAAUUUGUUUCUAAACUAUGGAAUUGCCAAAGAAAACAAUACGGUGCUUUAACCUACAAUGAGAAGUUGAUUAUUUUCGGAAAUGCCACUGAGAGAGAUCCGCCAGAUGCAAAUAGAAAAUACACUGUUCCAGGACAUCUUAAAUGUAUUUCAUACUGGGGACAUGAUAAUGCUUUGUCGAAUUUCGUUCCAGCUACACUUCCAAAGACAUCUUUACUUAGGUAACUGUAAAGCUGUGUCUAUCAAAUAAGAUAGAUAUUUGGUUGAUUUUAUUUAACCAUGAAAAUACAGUUCUAAAGCUUAUAAACGGAGAACACUUAUUUGUUUCUUUUUUAUAGCAUUUAUUUUGUGAUGUUUUAAAAUACUUUUUAAGCAAACAUACUUUCUUUAAAAUGAGAAAAGAACGUUGCUAAUGUUGUAGAGUUUCCCACUCAUUCAAUGACUUUAAAGUCAAUAGUUUUAUCAGAAACGCAUAA